Molecule: messenger RNA, 5364 nt
Organism: [Torrubiella] hemipterigena
Lineage: Eukaryota; Fungi; Ascomycota; Sordariomycetes; Hypocreales; Clavicipitaceae
Source: the annotation of a GenBank genome assembly
CCUCAAGAACAUCACUUUAACCACACAUUUGCAGCCGUAAUAAUGGGUAGAGAAUUACAGAAAAAGAAGCGCCGCUCCGGCCGCCAGACCGUCAAGACCAACAAUAGAAACAAAAAGAUCCUCAACCCCAGAGGAAGCUCGGUCGUCGCCAAGAACUGGGAUAAGAAAGAAACUCUCGCACAAAACUACCGCCGUCUUGGUCUCCUUUCGCGCCUCAAGGCACCCACCGGUGGUGUCGAGAAGAAGCUCAAGGGCGAACGAAUCAAUGCCGAGCCCCAAGCCAACCCUUUCGCCAUUGAUACCAUCGAGAAGGCGACACUGAGCGAGGCGACGGUUGAACGUGAUGCGGACGGCAAGAUUAUCCGUGUAAUUUCGCACUCCAACAACCCCCUCAACGACCCUCUCAACGAGCUCGACUCCGAUAACGAAGACAAUGAGGUCAACCAACACUAUCCCGAGUGGAGCGGCAUCAUUCACGACGAGGCUGAUACCGACGUUGUGCGCUCGCUUGUCGAACAGGCACAGAACCCAGCACCCAAGAAGGUCAGACAUAUGAGCGAGCGAGAGGUGGAGUGGCUUCAGACCCUGGUGGACAAGUAUGGCGACGACACGAGAGCCAUGGCCAAGGACCGCAAGCUGAACCCCAUGCAGCAGACUGCUGCCGACAUUGCGAGACGCUUGAAGAAGUUCAAUGCGUAAAAUCAUGGAGCAUGACAAAAAAGACUACUGGGCGUUUAUGUGGCGUUUAUUUCUUGUUUGUGGCAUUGCGAAUUCUUUGCAACUCGUACAUUCGCAUAUACUAGCUCGGCUUAGAAGUUACAUUUGACGAAUGAAUGGACCAUUUCGUUGCAUAUAAGUAUUGCAUGCUACGUUUGAUAUUACAAAUGAAGUACCAUGUUCAAGCUUGAAAAGAGCAAACGCGAAGUUGUAUUUAUGGCCAGACUAAUUGGUGUCUUUGACACCAAUUGUGCAAGGGCAAGGAAUCUAUCAUGUGCCAAGAAGCGAAACAAAAAUAUCAUGCGAGAAAAAUGCCCAAAACGCCAGCAUAAUGAGUACAUCUAUCCAGAGUCCAAACGUUGAUAUCUGAUUGCUGCGACAGUGCUGUGGACCGUAAAGUGCAACAAAAUCAGAAGUCUAGAGAGCAUCAUCGGUCCACGCGGUCGUAGUGCGCAUUAGGGAACUUGACAGGCUCGUCUGUAUAUGUGCCACCAACCUGAGAUGGCUCGUAAGGCAUAGACGUCGCACCGUGGUACGCUGUCUUGGUCGCAUCAAACAUCUCUUCGCCGCGGGGAGGGAGAGAGCCAUAGCGGCUGGGGUCGUCCUGGUCGUAGUGACUACCACCGUAGCCGCCAGCCUGCUGCUCGUGGUCCUCCAUGUGAACUCGCUCGUAAGCUUCGUCACCAUGGGGCGCCAUCGAGAAGGCUUCCUUAUCCGGAUCGAUGCUGUUGUCGCCGCCGGUUCGAAUCUUGCGGUUAUCGUAGCCAGGCAGGCUUCCGUGGAAGUUGGAAUAUGUCAUCGUGUAUCCACUGACAAAGGCGGAGCCGGCCCAGAGGAGACUGUUGUUGAUUAGUUUUGCUGUCGCUGUUUGAAUCGAGAACACUACUUACGUGACAAGAACGCCAAUGGCAACAAUGGACUUGGAGAUGCCGCACCGUGUGCCGCAGAGGUCCUUGGAGUUGUAUGAAGCUUGUGACGCGAAUGCGGAGAGCGCCAGGAUCGUGCAUACGACGUCGACUGCGAACAUGGCAAUGGGAUUGGCGUAUUUACGGGUUCGUUCGAAUCGCGGAGUUCCGAUUAGAUAGAUCCAAGCCGGGACAUAGAGGAAGAACUACAAGCCAAGCAAGUUAGCAGGGGGCGUCGUCGCAAUGCACUAGGUUGGGAGAUGUUGGGGGAAACGUACCACGGCGAAGGUCCAUCCAUUGUCGCCUACAAUGGUAGCCUUGGAGUCGUUGAAGACGGCAAUCUCGAGACACCAAGCCACAAAGGCGAGGAGGAUCUGCGAGCAGUGCAGAAUAAGUUUAGCAAGAGGAACAUUGUCGGGAUCCCACUCAAAGUCAACCAUGAUUGCGGCGGAGGUGCAGUCGUGCUUGUGGUGCUAGCGAGGAUAUUUUUUUGUUUACUCGGUGCUGGCGUCUGCGAAAGCUGAAAGGGGAGGUCGAGGCGCAAAGGAUGUUGUGAAAUUAGGAAUCGAAGUCGUCGUAGUAGCUGGUCGAAUGCGAACCGUUGCGUAGUUACAGUCCUGGAGCGAGACUUUGGGAAGGGAUGAAACCCUGGUAGAGCAAGGGUCUUUGUUCCUUUGUUUUUUCGAGGAGGCAAUCUAAAACAAUGCGGGCUGAGGCACGAUUCGUGUAAGCCGGGUUGUCUGAGGCGUAAGAUUUUGGAAAGUCCAAAAAAAAAGAGGAAGAAGAAAAAGAAGACAAGGUGACGAUGACGAGGAUAAAAGGAAAAGAAAAGCCAGGAAUACAAAAAUGGAAACGGCUGAGAACGAGGAUGAAGCGGGAGACGCAGGCUUUCCUUGUCAACGAGGCGGAGCGAGCUUGUGGUGGGACAAGGUGACGACAGAGCAACGCUUACAGUGGGCGAUGUGCUGUAAGAGCGGCUGUGAUUGGCUGUCACGCACACGUCGGGCUGGGCGGCAGUCGCUGUAAACACCAAAAAAACCACGCUGUCAGCCGUGCUUGUAGCGGGUUGGAGCGCCGCACAGGCGCCCCGCUGCGUUGGCUGGGCCACUGCGUUAGCGUCCCUCUGUGCGUGGUUAGGGCGCUAAAGCGGGAGGACUAGAGAGGAGCACUGCUGGUUUGGCAGUUGGGGGCCUAAAACGGGACGCUUGAUUUUCUCUUGUAUGGUUGAUUAUUGUUUCCUCUUUCUACCACCGUAUAGCGAUUAUAAGGAUAUUUCAUUUUAUUUCAAUUUAAUUGGUAAACUAAGUUACAUGCGCCUCUCUCAUCUAACAAAAUAUCAGCUGUUGUGAGGCUGACCCAGCUCAUCAGCCAGAGCCCGCCCCUUCCCUCAUUUUGCGUGUGCACGGCGCUCCUGUCUGCCUUCCGAGCGCCGCAAUGGCUUUUAAAAAUAGAGCCAGGCUGCGCCACCAACAAACGUCAGCCCGUGAUUUUCCUGCAGCCAUGAAGCAUCAGAUCGUCGACGGACAGAGGCGACAUAGCCGACUGAAUUGAAUUAUAUCUAUUGUGAUUUUUAUACGUUCUUGAUAAGUACAAGAUGCAAAGACGCCGCCUUGUAUGCACACACCCGAAAAUACAUCGCCGACCCCAAGGAAACCGCCUCCGUGUUUUUGAUACAUUUACUCUUCCGUUCUCGAAAGGGUGGAGUGCAGUUUGUGCUCUUUCAUCAUCGAGAUGCUAAGCAGACCCAAAACAGCAAUAGUAGACCCCGUGAGGAAUAAAGCACGGAACGCGUCCAUGUAGGACGCCAUUACACCGUCCUUCCAACCGGGUGGUAGAUCCUUGAGCGAAUCCAGACUCUUGAGGAUGUGCUCAAUAAUCUUCUCGGCGCGGGGUUCAUCUCCGAAUCGACUCCACAGACGUAGUCUGAGCACAUUUUGAUAGACUGCGCCGCCAAUGGUGACGCCGAUGGAUGAGCCAAGACUUCUGGCCAGAUCUGUAGUUGUGUUAGUUAAAGUGGACAGAGGCUUGGAUGAUGCGUAAGACUUACAAGUUCCUGACGUCACAACAGCCUGCUGCGAGUGAUCCACGGCCGCAAUACAUGCCAACAGUGUGAUUGUCAACAUGCCACCAUAUCCGCCGCCGACCAAGAAGAAACCAACACUUGCAACCCACAUGGGUGAUGUCAACGACUGCGAUAUGUAGACAAUAGUACCGGCAACAAAGAGGCAGAGGCAGGUUACUCCUGCUGCCCAGUAACGACCUGUGCGCUUCAUCACAAAUCCAGACAAGAUAGAGCCCAGCGAUGCUCCAAAAGGCGAUGGCAAGAGGUACAAGCCGGCAGUAGUGGGCGUAGCGCCGCGAACCUGCAAGAAAAGAGGGACGUAGAAAAGGCCCAUCAUGAUAACCAUGGUUGUUAGGAAGUUGGCUAGGCAUGCAGCCAGUACAGUGCGUUGGGCGAGUAGCUUGACGGGAAUGAUAGGCUGGCGCGCCUUGCUCUCCCACCACAGGAAGGCACCAAACGCAACAAAAGACAGAGGGAUAGUCGUCAAGGGGAUAGGUGAAAGCCAAUUUACACUCUCUCCGCCAGAGUUGAUGCCAACGAGCAGCAGGACAAGGAAACUGACAGUCAGGAAGACUCCGGCAAAGUCAAUACGAGCGAGGUAGGACUUGUUUGAUUGCUUUGGGGGCACUCUGAUAAGAAAGAAGGCGGCCACUGCUGACAGCAGAACGAGAGGCACUUGUAUCAGAAAGGCCAAUCGCCAUCCCGUCUUGGUGUGGUCGUUGAUAUAACCGCCAAAGAUACCGCCCAGCAUAGCACCACCGCUGUAGAACAGGUUGCCCAUGCCUUGCACGAUGCCUCUUUUGCGGAGAGGAAUUAGGUCGGAUCCGAUGAAGGUGGAAAUGCUCAUCAGGCCUCCGCCGCCAAUACCGGCAAUUACGCGGCCGAAAAUCAUGGUGCGCUGGUCCGUUGCCACACCGCAGAGAUAAUUGCCGAGGGCGAAGAAGACGUUACUAAAGACGAGGCCGGGGCCACGACCGAAAAUAUCUGUCAAACGACCGGAAAUAGGCUGGCACGCUGCAUUGGCGAUGAAGUAAGCCGAGGCAAGCCAGGACAUGAGGCCAAGCGAGUUGAAUUCGCUCGAGAUUGGGCCGGAGAGCGUGGCAAUGAUGGUGGAAUCGACAGCGCCUAGGAACACACCGACCCAGGCCGUGACCAUGAUCAUAGCGAGACGAACCAUCGGCAGCUCUUCUCCGAUGACCGUGGUUUCUUCAUCAUCGCCUGCGUGGGUUGUUUGUUCGCUUUGCUGGUGGUUCGCCGCUACACCAUUUUCUUCGUGCUGCUCGCGGAGCAGCGGCGUCUGCUCGGACGGCUUCAAUUUCCUAGCCAUGAUGCUGAGUCGUACACGAUGAAACUUGCAGAGAAUAAAUAUCCAAAAAAAAAAACAAUCGACCAGCUGCACGGCUUUAUACCGAUAAAAAAAGGGUCCCUAGUAGAAAAAUGCAAGCGAGUCGCGCGAUGGCGUUACGUGCGAGGUUGGUGACAAAUCGGCCUAGCUCGCACACAGUCCGGAGAAGAAGUUGGGGCUUGCUUGGGGAAGGGCAGGCUGCGGCCGGAAACCGGCGACCGGCACUGUGACAAAGCCGAGCCUGGUGCGGCGGCGGCGAUAACGUGGGGGAGCUGAGCUCUGUUUUUGUAAGCAGGUCCUUUUUUUAAUAUAUUUAAAAGGAACGAAUACAGAGA